Nematostella vectensis (starlet sea anemone) is the source of this 3024-nucleotide messenger RNA. RefSeq lists its product as uncharacterized. The record is from RefSeq and is a predicted model, not a curated record. Lineage: Eukaryota; Metazoa; Cnidaria; Anthozoa; Actiniaria; Edwardsiidae. The transcript has 8 exons. Bases 993 to 2153 code for a protein of 386 amino acids. Gene Ontology annotation, molecular function: oligosaccharide binding.
GAUCGUCGGCAAAAUCGAUUUUAACCCUAAGGGAAGGUUAACAUUUUGGGCGUGAUCAACAGAAAUUGUUACCCCUAAGAGAUAGCAAAUUGGGUGUGGUCGAAGGAAUUUUUAACCCUACGAGAUAGUAGAAUCGGAAGAAAACGAAAUCCUUUAACAACCCCUAAGGGAUGGUAGUUGGUCGAAAUUUUAUACCCUCCAAGAUGUGACGACCACCCCCGUCUACUUUUAUGGAGAGUCAACCCCCCCCCCAAGGGAAUAAAUUACUGUGAAAGCUCUGCCACCCCAGGGGCCUGGUGCUCGCAAAGGUAUCCAAAAGCUAUCGGUGUGUGAUCACGCCAGUUGUGACUUAGUUUGUAUUAUGGGAUACGGGUGUACUGUCGCUAUCCCCAACCGAGGAAUUCCGAGCGAGCUGGAAGCGAAUUAGUUCAACUUUCAGGGCGGUCAGGCAGUCGGAGUAGGCUACGGUUCUUCUCUGAUUGUAUGGUAGGAAACUGAGCCUACUCGUCCAAAUAGUUUAGAAUUUCAACCAGACUACAUUGAGGACACAAAAAUCAAAUAUUAUUGUGAUUCUUAAAACAUUAUUUCAUAGUAUAAUGAUAGGCUCAUUCUAACUCCAUAUGUUUAAUACAAACUAAGUCACAACGUAGCGUGAUUACACACUGUGAGCUUGGGAUACCUGUUGUUAUCUAUUUUUUUAAAUAGGAACCUUGUGAUAAGUGUCUCCUUGUAACCAUCAACUGGCCUAAAUAAUCUAUUAAAAAAAAACUAUUAUUUUGAUCGCCGAACCGUUGAACUUGUGGGCAUAUACUAUUGAUCAUCACGUGACUUCAAAUGCAAUGAUCAUGUUUUAAAGUUGUAAGAAAUGCAAAAACAAAAGAGAGGCUGGUGCAGUUCUUUAAAGUUCUUAAUAAUAACGCUAAGUUUUAGUUGAGAAACGAUUCUCGAAACAAUCGCAACUAAUACGCAUACACAAACACGCCUGGGGUCAAAUGAUGCCGAUAGUCAACAUAGUCAGCAUCAAUGUCUUCAAAUUCGAGCUAGGUAUUAAGAUGCUACCACGUGCUGUUAUUACCGUUGCCAUGGUAAUAGGAUUUUGCUACGCGACGUCUAUUCAGAAUGUCUUCACCUCUUUUCAAGGAUAUACACUAACAAACCACGUGAUGAGCACAUGCCUGGUCAGCGGCGUCCUCGAAUGCGGAAUGCUAUGCGCGCGCAAUCAGACGUGUCGCUCAUACAACUAUUACCAUGACGACAGCGACCAGCAGGUCUGUGAGCUGAAUUACCAGACAAAACAAGGAAAGGAGAGCUACUUUAAGCAAGACAAAACUGCUGAUUAUUACCAGAAGGAUCCCUGUGUACUAAAUCCAUGCUCCUCACAUGGAUGGUGUGAGGCAGUUAAUGUUCCAAUAUCAAAUGACACCUACUACGUCUGCACAUGCUUGCCUGGAUUCACCGGAAGAAACUGCGAGCACACUCAAAACGGCUGGUCACGUGACCACCCGGCCUUGUCUUGCAAGGCAAUCAUCGGCAUGGAUCACGUGACUGACGGUUACUAUUGGAUACAACCCAACGUCACGUGGGAGGCGUACAAGACAUACUGUGACAUGACAACUGAUGGCGGUGGCUGGCUUAUUGUAUCCAAUAUAGAGGUGACAAAUACGACUCAACCUCCCUCCCUGAUAAUGGGCACUACAGUAGACAGCUACAUCAACAGUGUAAUGUCCUACCCGCAAAAUUUCGCCAUCUCGCCCCAGAUCCUCCUCGCACUUCUACGGGCGCUGCACCUGACGCAAAUUCGUUUCCAGUGCUCCAAGCAGAGCAAGCGAAAGCUCAAUGUCUACAGCAGUGCCGAUGCCAAGGGAUAUCCCGUGCUUCAUUACUUCAACGGUCAGACGGACGCCAGACCAGAGGCCUGUGCCUCGUUUACGAGAGGGCAAGAAGACUCUUCUGUGCUAGGAACUAACUGCACAGAGUGGGGCAUGGGAAACAUGUGGGGGCACUCGUCCAAGAUUACCGACGACCGUCUCUAUGACGACGCGCUUUACAUGGCAAAUCACCGCUGGGCAAUAUUACCGCCGUCCACCAUGAUGUGUGAUGACGAUACGAAUGACGUCAAAGUGGGAGAUUAUUGGAAAAUAUAUGUGCGUUAAGAUGACAUCAGGGUUAUGUCUAGGAAUUAAAUACGAGUUUUUUUUUGCCUCACGAGUGCAAAAUAUGAUGCGAAUACCAAGUUACAUAUAAUUUGCAUAUAAUGAAUUACACAUUUAAAAUUUAAAAGGUGAUAUGACAGUAUUGGUGCAGUAUUGAUGAUGGUUUCAUGAUGAUGACGAAUGGAAGUAAAUGAUGACGAAUGAAGUGAUGAUGAUGGUUUCAUGAUGAUGACGAAUGGAAGUGAUGAUGAUGGUUUCAUGAUGAUGACGAAUGAAGUGAUGAUGGUUUCAUGAUGAUAUCGAAUGGAAGUGAAGAUGAUGGUUUCAUGUUAAUGACGAAUGAAGUGAUAAUGAUGGUGUCAUGAUGAUGAAGAAUGAAAGUGAUGAUGACGGUUUCCUGAUUACAAAUGGAAGUGGAGAUGUUGGUUUUAUGGUGAUAAUGUUGACAAAUGGAAAUGAUGAUUAUGGUUUCAUGUUUAUGAUGAUGACGAAUGGAAGUGAUGAUGAUGGUUUCAUGUUUAUGAUGAUGACGAAUGGAAGUGAUGAUGAUGGUUUCCUGAUGAUGACAAAUGGAAGUGAAGAUGAUUAUUUGAUGAUGGUGGUGCAGAUACAAAGUUGAUGAUGGUAUAUCAAAAACUACCUAUCAAUUGAUGAGAGUGAUUUUCAAAAUCCCGUAAAAAAAUAAUUAAAAUGUUAUAGUCAAGCCAGACCAAUAAAGCGUCGCGAAAUAUAGCCGUCCUAAAACCGCGAAAUUUUGACGUCGCGAAAAUUAAGUGUAAUAAGGUAAAUAGUAUUUCACGGGUUUUUGAAAAACCACUCUGUUCCAAGUGUAAAGUGCUUAAUCGUUAUAAAGGUGUUGUAACAUUCUUAA